This is a messenger RNA of Saccoglossus kowalevskii, 757 nucleotides long. Its product is annotated as UPF0462 protein C4orf33 homolog. NCBI's taxonomy places the organism in Eukaryota, Metazoa, Hemichordata, Enteropneusta, Harrimaniidae. The record is from RefSeq and is a predicted model, not a curated record.
AUGACCUGUCUGCAGUUUGAAAUCAAACACCAAUGGAAUUCAACUCCUGUUGACCAUCGGCCAAUCAACAUAAAGCUGUCAAGUGACCAUGACAACCAGUGUGUACUAAUGGAAGUAGAAGGUCCAUUUUUCAAUGAUCCUUCUGCCCCGAGUGGCAUGGCAGGAAAACCAUUCCCUAAUCUCUGGGAUUAUGAAGUUGUAGAAGCUUUUUUUCUUGGUGAGCAAGACCGGUAUCUGGAAGUAGAACUCUGUCCGCAUGGUCAGCAUCUUUUGUUGCAACUUAAUGGCAUGAGGAACAUGUUGAAGGAUGAAUUAAGUAUUGAUUUUAAUGCCACAAUUGAUGGAGAUACAUGGCAUGGUGUUGCUAAGAUACCAAUGAAAUACUUUCCUCCAAAGACAACAAAAUUCAACGCGUAUGCCAUACAUGGAUCAGGAGAUGGCAGAAUAUAUGAAGCGCUGUACCCUACCCCACAUGGAAAAUAUAAAGAGCCUGAUUUCCACAGACUGGAAUAUUUUCAGGAAGAGAGUUUUAAAGAUAUUAUUACAGACACUCCUGGUCUUUGGAAUACAAGAUGAAUUUACACGUCUGGUUUCACCGAACAUAUCAACUUGUACGAUAAUUCCAGUAUGAUGGUAGACUAUUUACACUGGAAUAACAGCAUAAUAAUAAUUUGUAUAAUUGUCUACAUGCGUAAUUCUAUGAAAACCACAGACAAACAUGCAUAGUUAGUCAAAUAAAACAACAUCUUUUAAGGUC